AUGUAUGGUGCAACAUUGACUGUUUUACAAAAGAUUAUUGUUGAUGGAUCAACUUAUUCUCAGCGUGGUGAUGCAGAUAGUGCUUACAAUACCCUGACCUCAUUUGAGUUUGUAUUGAUCUUGCAUUUGAUGAAAGAUAUGAUGGGAAUAACUGAUAUUCUUUGUCAAGCUUUACAAAAGCAAUCUCAAGACAUAGUUAAUGCUGUGCAACUAGUUCAUUCUACAAAAACACUUAUCCAAAACAUGAGAGAUGACAGAUGGGAGGAAUUAUUAAAAAAUGUGAAAUCAUUUUGUGAGCAACAUGAUAUUCUAAUUCCUGAUUUAACUGCUUCUUAUGUUGCAAGGCAAGGACGCUCGCGUCACCAAAAAGAUCAUAUUACAGUUGAGCAUUAUUUUAGAGUGGAGAUAUUUUUAGUCACAAUUGAUAAGCAAUUACAAGAAUUAAAUAGCAGAUUUAAUGAUCAAGCAAUGGAUCUACUAAGUCUGAGCUCUACUCUCAUGCCUAAGGAUGCUUACAAAAAUUUUGACAUUGCUAAGAUUUCUACUCUUGUUGAUAGCUACUAUCCCGAAGACUUUACUGAACAAGAGAAGAUUAAUUUGCCUUUUCAGCUUCAGCAUUUUAUUCUUGAUGUUCGUCAGCAUCCAGAAAUGAAGAAUUUGUCAACUAUUCAUGAACUGUGUAGAUGUUUAGUAGAAACAAAAAAGUCAAAAGUGUAUUACUUGAUUGAUAGAUUGAUUCGUCUGAUAUUAACUCUUCCAGUUUCUACAGCUACUACUGAGCGAUCAUUUUCAGCAAUGAAAAUAAUAAAGACAAGGUUAAGAAACAAGAUGGAGGACGACUUUCUUGCAGAUAGUUUGGUUAUUUACAUUGAGAAAGAAAUUGCUGAAAAGUUUAGUUCUGACUCAAUUAUUGAAGAUUUUAAGUCAUUAAAAACUCGAAGAAUACCAUUAUAA
Messenger RNA from Arachis stenosperma, 954 nucleotides. RefSeq lists its product as uncharacterized. The record is from RefSeq and is a predicted model, not a curated record. Gene Ontology annotation, molecular function: protein dimerization activity. The transcript has a single exon. Lineage: Eukaryota; Viridiplantae; Streptophyta; Magnoliopsida; Fabales; Fabaceae. The coding region runs from base 1 to 954 and encodes 317 amino acids.